CACUGGUCAUUUAACAAUAUACAUGCAUAAAAUACAUGGUGUUCAUCUCAUGUUUUGCUUUUCAAAACAUUGACGCUGUUGGCUUCCCAUUCAUAAACCCUCAAGAACUGUCCAGCUCAUGCAUUGCUCAUGCUCACGUUACGUUUGUCAGUGUAUUUGGUCGCUGUGGCAGUUUAGCUUAGCUUUUAUUUAGCAAUUACCCGUAACUUUCUCUUUAAUCAGUGACCAUAUCCUAGUUUCAUAUGCGACUCUAAUAACAAACUGGUCUAAUAAUGUGUGUUUUUGGCAUACUGAAAAAUCUUACAACUAAUUACUGGACACAUAGAGUCAUUCAUAAUCGUAGACACAUCUGACUAAUAUCUAUAAAAAAUAUAGACACAAAUGGAAAUGGUUCUUGCCUUGAACCGCUUUGUCUAAUUUAAAACUAGACUUUAAAGAGGUACACUGUACAACAGUUUUCAAAUAUCGCGGAUUAAGAGUCCGACCCUGUGGCCGUGGGAUGGAGCAAUAAAAUGGACAUACAUACUCAGUAAAACACAAGACAAGUUGUUGCAACCAUUAACAAUAUACAUAAAUGUUGAGAAAAAAGCCUAUCGUACAUGUCACUAUAACUGCCUGCCUUGUUCUCCCAUUUCCGAGUUAACCGGAAAUCCAAUUCAAAGCGCUGGAAAACGACAACCGAUACACAUUCAUAACCCCGGCCUCCACAAACAAACAACGUAACAGCCAGUGGAGGCACAUUAAAAUGAAUGAGACUAAAUCUUACACACUGGAAGAGUGGAAUAAUGAAAAGGCCGCGGUGCUAACAGUGAAUACGGUGGUCCUCGGGUUUUAUCUUCUGAUUGGAAUAACAGGUAACACUAUCGUCAUCUAUAUCUACAACUUCCGGAUGAAGGGUUCCCGAGAUGACCGAUAUUUUAUUCCCCAUCUUGCCGUUAUGGACCUUUGCGCAUGCGGUGUUGGGGCCGGUUAUGCAAUAGCACUAAAUAUGCUACCACUCCGAUUCCAAGGGAACGAACUGUGCAAGAUUUUGUGGUUCUUGACCCAGGUGACCACUUUGUGUGCAGCCUUAAUGUUGGUUGUUAUAGCAGUACAACGCUACUUAAAAGUGGUUAGACCAUUUAAAAAACAAAUGACUAUCAAGGCGAAACACUCCGCACUGGUAGCAGUCAUUUUGCUGUCUUUAUUCCUGUCGUUGCCAUGUCUGAUGUUUUAUGGAGAAAUCCCUAUCACCAGUCCCUACCUUAAUCUGACGGGGUACCGAUGUGGGGUGAGCCCCUCUGCAGACCAGGCAGCUCUUUCUCUGUACAAUACCAUUCUGUUCGUGACGGCCGUUGGAGGCUUGCUAGUUAUAUCUACUCUUUAUAUACUGAUAGGCCGCACUAUCUACAGGCAACACAAAUUCAGACGAAGAUACAGUUCAGCAGCCACCGCCUUCAAACGCAGCGAUCGCGACUCAUUAGAAUGGAAUCCACCCUCAGAAAGCGGAAGUGUCCAAACCAGGAGAAAACCCUUUAGAGACAGUCUCGAUUUCGAUUCGCCUUUUCUGGAUUCCAUGAACGGCGCGCCUUCGUCUCCUGAGAUUAUAGAGCCAAGUUCAUCGCCGGUAAUUAAAGAACCAAGUUCGCCUUCCUCUGCGACUUUAGAACCAAGUUCGCCGUUUAAGUCAGCUUUCUUAAGCGUUCCUAUGACUCCUACCGAGAAACUCCGAAGUAGUUUUUCCGAAAUACAGAAAAAAGCUUCUAAGUCGACAAUACCUGUUCGGAAGCAUUUCGGAACUCAUCGGUGUUCAUGGAUGUUCAUGAUGAUUACUGUGGUGUACAUUCUCUCUUUCAUUCCACGGAUAACACUGAACGUACUGGAGUCCGUAGAUAAGCACUUUUGGGGGGAACUGUCGGACCGAGAAAUAGCCAGUUACCUGUUCCUUUACCGCUUAUAUCUUGUAAAUAACAUCAGUAAUCCGUUUUUCUACGGUUUGUUUGAUCGCGCGAUGCGCAAAGAACUUCGCAAAGCCUGUUGUUGCAAAUCCAAGUGAUUGUAGAAUAUUGAAUUGCAACAGAUAUCUUAUAUUAGGUUUUCUGCAGCGUACAAAAUUAACAUAGAAUGUGUGUAUGUCUUUCUGAUUUAACGUAUUUGUGACAUUGUUGUUUUUUAAUUAUAGAUGCUACAUCAUUCUGUUUGAUGGAUAAAGUUUUUAAAAAAGAACGUUGUACAAAUAUACAUGUAUGUACACACACACACGGCAACCUUUUUUGUUAAACAUC
Messenger RNA from Magallana angulata, 2264 nucleotides. RefSeq lists its product as uncharacterized. Gene Ontology annotation, molecular function: G protein-coupled peptide receptor activity. The transcript has a single exon. Gene Ontology annotation, biological process: neuropeptide signaling pathway. Gene Ontology annotation, cellular component: membrane. The record is from RefSeq and is a predicted model, not a curated record. Lineage: Eukaryota; Metazoa; Mollusca; Bivalvia; Ostreida; Ostreidae. The coding region runs from base 746 to 2035 and encodes 429 amino acids.